GUGAGAUGUUCAUUUAAGUGCGGUGAUGGAUGUCUUAAUGAUCAAUGUGACCAAUCCACGGGAUAUUGUACAUGCAGAGAUGGCUACUAUGGUACCGCCUGCUCAUCCAAGUGCAGUGUUGGUUGUCUCAAUGAUGAAUGUGACAAAACAACGGGAUAUUGUACAUGUAGAGAUGGCUUCUAUAAUACAAUAUGCUCAUCAUCUUGUUUUCCUGGAUGCAAAGCAUGUAGUAACUCUAAAUACAAUUGCAGUACGUGCACACCUGGUUAUUGGAGUACACCGAAGAUGCCGUGUAGGCACACUUGCAAUUCUAAUUGUGCGUCGUGUAUUACGGAAAAUAAUUGCACAGAGUGUAAAGCUGGAUUCUAUGGACCUGACUGUCGACAUAAGUGUAGUUUAGGGUGUUUAAACAAAGCUUGCGAUCAAAUAUCCGGGCUAUGUCACUGCGUAUCUGGAUAUUCAGGUGCAUUGUGCAAGGAAAGAUGCCCUAGUUCUUGCAACGCCUGCAUCACACCUGAAAAUUGCACACAAUGUGUAUCUGGGUUCUAUGGUAAGACGUGUAAAACAACAUGCAGUUUAGGAUGCACAAGUUCGGAGUGCGAUAUGAUAACCGGUCGAUGCGAUAGUUGCAGGGAAGGUUUCUUCGGCGAAAAUUGUGAACCAGAAUAUACGGAAAGUGUUUCGCCGACGUUGACCAUAGUUUCAACUGUAUCAAAUGUGAUUGCGGUUUUGGUCGUCUUGAUGAUUGGAGCAGUUGUCCUCCUACAGAUUAGGAGAUCGAAAAUGCAGACAAAUAUAGAAGACCCGAACGUUCCAAUGAGGGCACGAGACCAUGGCGAUUUGGAGACUGCAACACAGCAAAUGGAGUUAUAUGAAGAUUUGCGACACGAUGAUGGAAAUGGGGAAAAUAAUCGCCACUAUGCCAACAUAAACAACAUAAACAACCCGACAUACCAAGGAUAAACAGGACCGGACAAAAUAAAACACAUGUUUUUGUUCAUACGUGUGUAAGAAGACAUUGUACAGACAUAAAUAAUUAUACUUUAUUGACAUAAAUUGCCACACUGUUAUAUCGGCAAAUAAGUAUGUUUUUUAUAGUUUAGCUUCUUAUUGGUCAUCAAUGGAAUGUUUAAAUAUAACAUCAAUAUGUUCGACAAAUCAAGGAAACGUAGAACAUGAGUAAUUGGAGUCUAAGCAUAACAUCAAGCCAUUCAGAGAGACAUCCGUGCUUGUUCUUGAUGUUGAAUGUAAACAAUAUUUAAUUGCUUUUCUUAUGUUAUUAAUCUGAAUGCACAUUCAUUCAUAUACAACACUCUUUAACAGAGGUGGGUAAGGACUUGAUAACAAAUUUGUAUUGAUUUUAUUCAGUGUUUCAUUAACAUAUCUUUGAUAAGUUUGCUACAAUGUAACGCCAACAUGCUCUUGCCAUAAAGUCUGAGUUAUAAAUGGACACACUCUGGAAGUACCCCCCCCCCCCCCCCAGAAACACAGAUAUAUGUAGCAAGUAAGAUAGUAAUUGUUCAUUGACAAAAACAAAAAUUGCAACACUUCCAAUGUCCCUGGCACCGUUUAAGAGAUAUGAUGUACAGGUAGUUUUGCUAUCCUCCACUUACAACUUGUUUGUUAAACAGUGAGCAGUGAUCAGGGCACAAGGUAGUUAUGUUUGAAUGCUAAAAUUGGCGAACAGAUGUCUAUGAUAUAUUUUAUUACAUCCUUUGUAUCCAUUUAAUUGACUUAGUGUACGAAUCUAAUGAAAACAAAACAUUGUGUUCUUAUAUAAAUAUGUAUAUAUUUAUUGAUAUCCUAAUGUCUUAGGCUCUCCUACUAACACACUUCCUGAACUUGUUUUAAUACAUGUGUGUAUUAUAUUUUCGUUACUGAUCCUGUAACCAUACGUUUUUGAUAUUGCAACUUCAACACGCAUUUGAUCGCCUCUUUACUGUAAAUAUUUUAAGCAGAAAGUGUUGGAUGUAGGUUCCUGCAAAACGUACCACUAUUUUUCCAAUGGUAUAAACCUUUCUAGACAUACUAGCGUUUAUCAGCAACGAUAUUUGCGAGCGGAAUCUUGGAGUGUUUCGUUUUUGCUAGAUAUAAAAUGAUUAUAUUUCAGACGAACGUUACUAAAGAAAUGUUAAUAGACAGGAUGUAGAUGUACAGCAUAUUGUAAACAUAUUAACCAAUUAACAAUGAUUCUAUAUGAAAAUACACUGAUACGAUUGUAUGAUAAAAAUAAUUAUUUUAACGAAAAAGGUGUUUUCCAUGAUAUAUUUCUUUUCACUGAUAUAUUACUUUCUAAAUUAAAUCAUUGUUUAAACCAACGCAUUAAUUUACCAGACAUGUUUCGGGAUACAAUCAAACACUGCAAUAAGCAGCUUGAAAGAAUAUUAUUUACAAUCAACUCAAGUGAAAACUAUAUUUAAGUAAAUAUAAGAUUCCGUUCCAAAUACAUUUUAGUAUGUUGUACAACGGUUAAAAGGAUUCAAUGAUUAUGUCAAAUGUUUUUCGAUAAAAUCAUAUCUAAUCUU
Molecule: messenger RNA, 2525 nt
Organism: Mya arenaria
Lineage: Eukaryota; Metazoa; Mollusca; Bivalvia; Myida; Myidae
Product: cell death abnormality protein 1-like
Exons: 4
Coding region: 286-963 (225 amino acids)
Molecular function (GO): scavenger receptor activity
Source: RefSeq, a predicted model, not a curated record